UUAAGUAACUGAGAGUGGCGCAGAACCCUCCUGUCUUCAGCGCACGAGGCGCAGCACGGCGGUUGCUCCGCAGCCUGCGCCUGAAGUCCGUUUCCACGGCAACGCGGACAGAAGUUCCAAACAGGAGUCUCCGCUAACGCUCCGUCCGGCAACUGAAAAUGUUUUCAGAAAGCGUGUCAGAUGACGUGAUUACCGAUCAGUCACCGGCAUCACCCGGCAAGUAUAACAUUAACGAAGAGCAAUCAGGGUAUCAGGUGAUAAAUGGCCAGAUCUCCCAGAUUCCAGGACUGUCCCAAACCAUCGGGGCCCUUCCUAACGAGAGGGCCCAGGGCCGCAGGGCCGGAGUCCUGGAAAGUGACUCGGACUAUGUCAAGCUUGCAAAACAAGGAGGGCAUAAGGGACUUUUAUGUCACGAGGAAACAUUUACCUCUAAACCUCAACGAUACCGACCUCCAGACUGGUUCUGCACUGAAUCAGGAGACAACGACAAACCGCGUCUAAUUAACAGUGAGGAGAAGAAAACCCCUGGAGCUUUUCAACCAGCGGAGCCCCCUUUUGGGACUGACAACAUGUCAACCUGGGAGAGGGACGACACCAGCAGCAAUGACAAGGAGAAGAACAACAACGUUCAUCCCAGUCAAAGGGAGAAACUGCAGUCAGCCGCACGAUAUCAUGAGAAAAACAAAUACAAGAGGAUAUUACAUGACAAGAAUCCGGCUCCUGUCAACAUGUCCAAGCUGUUGAGUUUCGGUUAUGCUGAAGACGACAAACCAGCAGCCAACAUUGACCUUUCAAAUUAGAAGACUGCCAGUGCCGUGGGAAAAAAAGAUGUAAAAACCCCAAUGCUUCCAGCAGGAAUAGGUUGCCAUUCCUCCUCCAUUUCUGAAUUUCUUAAACCUCUCAUGAAGAGCAACAGCAAAUGUUUUUAAUUAGUUUCGAGUGAUCUGUCAUUUUAGAUGUAUUACUCAAGUGUUCGAGUCCUUCAGUGAAUUAAAGCUAAAGAGCCUUUUAUUUAUUUUAGUAGUGCCUCCUUAACUGCAAUCUUUAGGUGGAGAAGGCGCCAGCAAGUUUUAGUUUUUUUCUGUAACUGUAUCGCUGUGAAGGGCCACUUUAAGGAAUAUAAGUUUGAUUAUUUCAAUAAAAUAUAAAGUGAUUUUAAA
Molecule: messenger RNA, 1160 nt
Organism: Gasterosteus aculeatus aculeatus (three-spined stickleback)
Lineage: Eukaryota; Metazoa; Chordata; Actinopteri; Perciformes; Gasterosteidae
Source: RefSeq, a predicted model, not a curated record